Penicillium alfredii is the source of this 330-nucleotide messenger RNA. RefSeq lists its product as uncharacterized. The transcript has 3 exons. The record is from RefSeq and is a predicted model, not a curated record. Bases 1 to 330 code for a protein of 109 amino acids. Gene Ontology annotation, molecular function: oxidoreductase activity. NCBI's taxonomy places the organism in Eukaryota, Fungi, Ascomycota, Eurotiomycetes, Eurotiales, Aspergillaceae.
AUGGCUUCUACCCGGUAUUACGCCAACCCUAAACAAGCGGGCGAAUUCGCCACGAACUUGCUUUUGAAAGCCGGUCUCAAUGACGGUGAUGCCAAGUCAAUGGCCGACGUGCGCGGUGUGGACACGCAUGGACUAGCCCGACUGCCACAGUACCUCGACCGGGUACACAAUGGGCGAGUCAAAGCCCAACCCAACAUCAGUAUCACCUGCAAGGCCCCCGUAAUGGCCCACCUGGACGGCGACAACGGCUUCGGCUUCAUCGUCGCAACAAAUGGCAUGAACGAAGCCAUCCAGCGCCCAGCGUCAGAGAGAGGGGGCUCGAUAUGCUGA